AUGUCUUCUCUCUCUCGUCGUGCCUGCUACAAAUGUGGCAAUGUCGGCCACUAUGCUGAAGUUUGCUCCUCAUCCGAGCGCCUAUGCUACAACUGCAAGCAGCCUGGCCACGAGUCCAACGGCUGCCCCCUUCCUCGAACGACAGAGGCAAAACAGUGCUACCACUGCCAGGGUCUCGGUCACGUUCAAGCCGACUGCCCUACUCUGCGCCUUAGCGGCAGUGCUACCAGUGGACGCUGCUACAACUGCGGCCAGCCUGGUCAUCUGGCACGCGCGUGCCCUAAUCCGGUUGGCCCGAUGGGCCGUGGUGCUCCCAUGGGACGCGGCGGAUUUGCCGGCGGCUUCGCUGGACGCGGCGGGUUCUCUGGCGGUCCUCGUCCUGCUACCUGUUACAAGUGCGGUGGUCCCAACCACUUUGCUCGGGAUUGCCAGGCUCAGGCUAUGAAGUGCUACGCCUGCGGCAAGCUCGGUCACAUUUCUCGCGACUGUACCGCCCCGAACGGCGGCCCUCUGAACACUGCUGGCAAGACUUGCUACCAGUGCGGUGAGGCUGGUCACAUUUCUCGCGACUGCCCUCAGAAGAACGCUAGCGGUGAGAUCGCUCCCGAAGUCGAUAUGGGAAGCGUCCCUGCUGCUCAGGCACCGGUGGCUCCUAUUGCCCCCGUGGCUUAA
This is a messenger RNA of Metarhizium brunneum ARSEF 3297, 672 nucleotides long. RefSeq names its product Zinc finger protein GIS2 (gene GIS2). NCBI's taxonomy places the organism in Eukaryota, Fungi, Ascomycota, Sordariomycetes, Hypocreales, Clavicipitaceae. Gene Ontology annotation, cellular component: cytoplasm. The record is from RefSeq and is a predicted model, not a curated record. Gene Ontology annotation, biological process: positive regulation of cytoplasmic translation. Gene Ontology annotation, molecular function: single-stranded RNA binding; zinc ion binding; translation regulator activity.